AGGGAAGACUGUAAAUCGCUGAGUACAUUUCUGUGUUAUUUAUUUAGUUUCUCUUUCAAAUCAAUCCUUCGGAUCCAAAAAUCAUUGCUCUCCCUCGAAGCAGUUGGCCGCUGUAAUUUAUAUUGUUCCAAUAGCUUAUCAAAUUGAGGGACUAAUUUGGCAGAGCUGGUGUUCAUGCAGCAUUGACUGACAGUUAUAAGUUGACAGAGAAGAGAUCUGGCUUUAUAAGGAUAAAGAACCGAGGAAAGUUUGGCUCAUGAUAAUUUGAUAUCCAACAGGAUUAGGAAGACCAUGGCACGGGCUUCACCAUUAUUUCUAAUUCUGUUGGUUCUUGGCUCUUCCUUUGCAACUUAUAAUCUGGUAACAAUGAUAAUUCGCUAUGCAUCUUCAACAAACUUGACAGUUAAUGAGAUAGAUGUUAAAUUAUCAUUUGACCCCAUUGUUGAGAUGCCUGAGAAUGUAAAGAAUCAGAAGAGACCAAAAGCACUCUUUCAUGUAGCCUUAACAGCUACUAAUGCAACAUACAAUAAAUGGCAAUGCCGCAUCAUGUAUUACUGGUAUAAAAAGAAAAAAGCCUUGCCUGGUUCAGAAAUGGGAGGAUUCACUAGGAUUCUACAUUCGGGAAAUCCAGACAACUUGAUGGAUGAGAUUCCUACUCUUGUGGUUAAUCCUCUUCCUUCAGGGUUGGACCGGGGAUACAUAGUUCUGAACAGACCGUGGGCCUUUGUGCAAUGGCUAGAGAAAGCAACAAUAGAGGAAGAAUAUGUUUUGAUGGCAGAACCUGAUCACAUUUUUGUGAAUCCUCUUCCGAAUUUGGCUUUUGGGGAGCAUCCAGCUGCUUUUCCAUUUUUUUAUAUCAGGCCAGAUCAGAAUGAGAAAAUAGUAAGGAAGUUUUAUCCUGAGGAGAAUGGACCUGUCACAAAUGUUGAUCCAAUCGGCAAUUCUCCUGUAAUCAUAAGAAAGGAUGUGCUUUCAAAGAUUGCUCCAACAUGGAUGAAUAUCUCUAUGAAGAUGAAAGAGGACCCAGAGACUGAUAAGGCCUUUGGAUGGGUGCUAGAAAUGUAUGGCUAUGCUAUAGCAUCUGCUCUCCAUGGUGUUCGACAUAUUUUGCGGAAAGACUUCAUGCUGCAGCCUCCAUGGGAUCUUGAAACUCGUAAUAAGUUUAUCAUCCAUUAUACAUAUGGAUGCGAUUACAAUUUAAAGGGUGAGUUGACGUAUGGUAAAAUUGGCGAGUGGAGAUUUGAUAAAAGGUCACAUCUGCGUGGACCUCCCCCAAGAAACCUGCCCUUACCGCCGCCAGGGGUUCCUGAAAGUGUGGUUACUCUUGUAAAGAUGGUGAACGAGGCCUCUGCUAACAUCCCUAAUUGGGACACAGUCUAAAUCCAGGCUCUGUUCAUCACCAAUACACCAUAGUCAAGUUUCUGUUCUGAGAAAGCAAAAGGCGUAGAGUAUCAGAGAGAUCUGGCAGUUUGGCCUUAAAUUACCAGGUUGAUUGGCUUCAGUGGAAAACAAAUCAGUACGUAUAUGAAUUGGCCUCAAAAAUAGUAAACUUGUUGAACGCGAGUUCUUUUAGCAGUUUUGAGUUGCUUGGUAAAUACUAGUGUGCAGCAGGUUUAUUACAGAGGCUAACUUCCCCACUUUAAGGGCUCAGUUGUCAGUUUAAUUGUUCGCCUGUCAUGCUCAUAUUUGUCCUAUAUCUAUAGAUUUUGUUCCAAACAAGUCAUUUGUCAGGUGUUGAAGGAAUUAGAAGUAGCAUUUGAUUUGAGAUUUGGCUUUAGUUAAUUAUGUUAUCUGUCAAUUAGGAAAUUUUUUUAAACUAAACUUGCUGUAUCAGCAAUAUAGGAGCUGAUAAAAUGGUAUUAAAUUUAUUAUAUACAUGAUUUGGUUGGCAAAAA
Molecule: messenger RNA, 1895 nt
Organism: Neltuma alba
Lineage: Eukaryota; Viridiplantae; Streptophyta; Magnoliopsida; Fabales; Fabaceae
Product: hydroxyproline O-arabinosyltransferase 3
Exons: 10
Coding region: 292-1380 (362 amino acids)
Molecular function (GO): glycosyltransferase activity
Source: RefSeq, a predicted model, not a curated record